Messenger RNA from Symbiodinium necroappetens, 1719 nucleotides. Lineage: Eukaryota; Dinophyceae; Suessiales; Symbiodiniaceae. The record is from the annotation of a GenBank genome assembly.
AUGUCACGUGCUGAUGUGCAGCGGCCAUACGAUUUCUUGCCACCGCUCCACGAGGCUGUGGACACGUAUGGCGUGCGGUCGCUGCAUCCUGCGAUCGCAGAGGUGUGGUUCACCAGCCACGCGUCCUCAGAUUCUUUGCCGUCGCCUCUUCACGAGUCUCGGCGUAAGCUCCUCGAGCAAGCCGUGCAGCAAGCAACGAAUGAAGCACCGCCUGUUGCAGUUGCGACAGGCGCAAACUCCCUGUCGAAGAGGCCGUCAACCUGCGAGGAAUUGCUGCAGUUUCUAGCCGAUUGGCUGCGCACGGGACGUGAAGCUUUGCGGAGCGAGUUCGAAAGCAAGCUCCGUGAGUCGUAUACGUGGCCUGUAGCAGACCGGCGGCAAAUGGUGGAAGUUCACCGUCAAAAAUGGAGAGCACUGGAGGACAGCUUGCGACAGCUUGACGACGCAAUCCGUGCUCCUAGCACAGAGCCUGAGCUCGUGGAGAGGAAGGCCCAAGCUGCCCUGUCCCGGCUGACAUCUCUUCGGGACAGCCCCUUGAAGCUGCAGGUGCAGGUCCUGCGGGAAGUGAAGCUACAGUAUUGGCCAAGUCCGUCUGGGAUGUCCAGUCUGCGACCCGAAGAUGUUCCGACAGAUGCAGAGGUGGAUGCUUGGCGAGACGACAUGCCACAGCCUGCACCUGUUGUUCAAGAUCUCCCGGGACGUGAAAGUAGUGAACCCGUCGCACCCGCCAUCAGUGUCGAGACACAGACGCCUGUUGACAUCCUAUCUGAUGCGGUGCCACUGUCGCUGCGACAGCGUCCCAGCCCACAAGGUGUGCCAGCCGGCGAAGCGGACUUAACUAUGCAUGUGGGAGCCGUGCCAGUGGUACCCGCAGCGAGUAGCAGGAGCAUGCCAGAAGGAAUCGAUGGGGGUUUGGCAGAUGUCUUCGCGGGGAUGGACGAGAAAGAACGUGAAGCUUUUGCAACUAUAGUAAAGGAGCAAGAUGAGCUUGCUCAGCAAAAAGCAGAAUCGGAAAGGGCACUGCACCAAAAGGAACGGUCAAUCCAAGAGCAGGAGGAAGCUUUCAAGGACGAGCUGGAAACUCUGCGGCAGGAAGCAAAUAAAGCCGAAAGCAAGCUUAAACGGAAAGCGGAAGAAGACAUUCUGCGGAAAGAGCAAGCUCACCAGGCUGCUCUUCAUGCUGAGAAAGAAAAGCUAUUCCACGAGCGAUACAAGCUUCGCACGCGCUUCAUGGGCGAGCAGCUCGUGCUGGAAGCUCGAAAGCUCAAGGAUGAGUUGCUCCGACACAAACGCAUCAGGCCUUUGCGUGCCGAGGCCGUCAAAGUCCUUUGGCGAACGCAGGAGGAUCUGAACCGGAUUUUGUGUGGCAAGCAGCUGCUGCAGCGCAGAUCCAAUGGGGCUACGCUGCAAUCCGAAAACCUGUGCGCUUUCGCCAUCGGCAGCGUCCGUGAGUGGUUGUUCCGAUCACGGGAGUGGAUAGAAGCAAGCUCUUUUGCACCGGGCGGGAAGACCAUUGAGACCGCUUCCGAUCUUGCCCAACGCUCCGAACCUCAAUUGAAAGCGCAGCUGACGGAAGCCAUGGGCACGAUUGCAUCCUUCAAGGCCCGAGCGAAGGCGCUCGCAAGCAGGAUGCACCCGGAGCAAAAGGCCAUCACCUCCAGGUCGGAGCCAAGGCCCGUGGUGGCUGAAGGCCUGAGCAUCGAAAGCGAACAAGCCGAG